AUGCAAUGGGGAUCUGGUCCCGCUCUGAAGAAACCUACAGCUGCUAAUUAUGAAGUGGAGCAUAUACUUGAGUGGCAACUUGUCACUGGCUUUUUUGACUGGUUGUCAAACACGCAUUUCGGCGGCCAAACCUUCCCCAACCCUGAGCCACUCUCAGCUUCGAGAAUCGAUUUCUGCCAGUACUGGCUGAAAUUCUGGGACUACCGGUUCCCAAUUGGUCAGCAUACUCGUAACGCGGAGGAACACAUCCAGCACGCGUUUCCAUAUAAGAACGGCCCGUACGAAAACGAGUUUGUAUGGCUUGAUGCUGACAUCAACGCGCCGGCAAAGGCGGAGAUGUGGAAGGAGAAGUCAAGACCGGGUAUUUACGGGAAAGCUGGACUCAACGGCCAAAUUAAGCGCGUUGACAAGGCCCAAACGGCAGCACUUAGGCUCAAGUGGCUUAUGGGGGCCCGAAAGUAUCUGAGAGAUCCUACUAUCGAGAAAUAUUUUAGCCUUCAGGAGUGGCGAAUCGGAGAAAUACUGGAUGGAAUUGACACGGCGCUGCCACAUUAUCCAAGGGCGGCGAAUUUUGGUGUUUGGCAACGGCGGGGACUUAAGAGCCUGUGGGACCAAUACAUGGAUCAGAAAUUUGCAACUGCAGUUUCCCGGACGAUGCACACUAUGGACACAAACCUUAAGGAACUAGAGCGCCGAUAUGUUCCAGGCAGAAGAUCAAACCAACCGGCUCACGGCACGUUGGAAUACGUCGUCAUGGUAACGGUCAAAGCACUUUCCACGGAAUGGAGAAAGGAGAAGCGCUCAAAAUGGGAGGCCCCCUGGGUGAAGAAGCCAAUUGGUCCCGGUGGAACGUUCCAGCAACCAGAAGAAGUGCUUCCCGGGCCUGACUUCCCUUAG
Messenger RNA from Trematosphaeria pertusa, 897 nucleotides. RefSeq lists its product as uncharacterized. The record is from RefSeq and is a predicted model, not a curated record. Lineage: Eukaryota; Fungi; Ascomycota; Dothideomycetes; Pleosporales; Trematosphaeriaceae. The transcript is spliced from 2 exons. The coding region runs from base 1 to 897 and encodes 298 amino acids.